Molecule: messenger RNA, 2083 nt
Organism: Prosopis cineraria
Lineage: Eukaryota; Viridiplantae; Streptophyta; Magnoliopsida; Fabales; Fabaceae
Product: trihelix transcription factor DF1-like
Exons: 2
Coding region: 267-1745 (492 amino acids)
Source: RefSeq, a predicted model, not a curated record
UUAACGAUCUAAUGUUAAUCCUCCACGAUUCAAUCACGCGCCUCCGUCUGCACAGAUGUUGCCAGAUGGGGUCUAUAUGAUCAUUCUUUUCGGAAUUUUCUUUUUCAACCUAAAUUCACCUUUCUUUUCACAUUGUAACUCGUUCCCUUACCUUCAUAUAUUCGUACUAAUUAUUGAAGAAUAGAGAACUCUUCUCUAUUCUCAACAUCGAAUUUACCACUUUCCAUUUUUACAUAUUUCACCGUUCUUUUUGCACCCCCCACGCCAUGCUGGAAAACUCUUCAUCGGCUAAUACUGCGGAUCCCGUUCAGAACCGCCCAGUUGAGGACGGAGACGGGAGCGGGCCUGACUCCAAUGGCCUCCAAGACCAAAGAGGGCUCGCAGGCCCGGCAGCUGACCUGAAUUCCGCCGGUCAGCGGUGGCCUCGGGAAGAGACGCUGGCUUUGCUCAAAAUAAGGUCUGAGAUGGACAUUGCUUUCAGGGACAUAAGCCCCAAAGGUCCUCUCUGGCAACAGGUUUCGAGGAGGUUGGAAGAGCUAGGAUACCACAGGAGUGCAAAGAAAUGUAAGGAGAAGUUCGAGAACGUUUACAAGUACCACAGAAGGACCAAGGAAGGCCGUUAUGGCCAACCCAGCCGCAAGACUUAUCGUUUCUUUGAGCAGCUAGAAGCUCUUGAUGCCCACCUGCUCCUUCCACCUCCAAGUUCAACAGAAAAGGAUCACAUGCCACAUACGACGACCCCACUGGAUGUUGUUCACCAUGCCGUGCCCUGCUCUACUCGAUUCCCUGGUGCAAAUAGCAAUUCCAUCACUUCCUCUUCCAAUGAAGAAUGUGGGGAAGCUACGCCCAGAAAGAAGAGUAGGCUGACCAAGUUUUUCCGGGGCUUGAUGAAGGAAGUAAUAGAGAAGCAGGAGACUCUACAGAUGAAAUUGAUGAAGGUGUUGGAAAAAUGUGAGCAGGAUCGAAUAGCGAGGGAGGAAGCGUGGAGGACGCAAGAAUUAGCUCGGCUUAACAGAGAGCACGAGCUUUUGGCUCAAGAAAGAUCUGUAGCGGCAGCCAAGGAUGCCGCCUUGCUUGCGUUUCUCAAGAAGAUAACAGAACAAUCAGCAUGCCCGGUGCAACUGCCGGAGGAUAUUCCGUUUGAUCGGAUCCUGAUUCCAGACGAUGUGGACAACGACAAACAAGAAAUUGUCAAUGGAGGUUGUACUGUUAGCUUCACGGAUAAGCAAGAAUUGGCGAGUGUUGGGAAUUUCAUACAGAUGAGCUCCUCCCGCUGGCCCAAAGAAGAAGUGGAAGCUCUGAUUAGAUUGAGGACAAACCUGGAUGUGGAAUAUGAAGGAAAUAAUGGGCCUAAGGGACCCCUGUGGGAAGAAAUAUCCGUGGAAAUGAAAAGGCUCGGGUACGAUCGCAGUGCCAAGAGAUGCAAAGAGAAAUGGGAGAACAUAAACAAAUACUUUAAGAGGAUGAAGCAGAAAAAUAAGAGAAAGCCUGAGGAUUCAAAGACGUGCCCAUAUUUUCACCAGCUAGAUGCUCUAUAUAGUAAGAAACCUAGGAAGGCCCAAGGAUCAGCUGCUUCUGGGAACGAGUCGAGGCCGGAGGAGCUAUUGAUGCAUAUUAUGAGCAGUCAAGAAGAGCGACAAUCAUCUGAAGAUGCCGACAGCAAGAAGACGAAUCAGAUUGAAGGAGAUAAGGAACGUGUGGAUCAGAUGGUAGACAAUAGUACUUCAACCGCAAUCAUGGGUUGAAAAGGCCCUCUGCAUAAUUUUAAACCAAUUCUCCUGUCAGGGCCAUCGUGGGUUCUUAUAGAUUUCAAGUGAUUAUCAGACGUGGGUCAUCAUGAUCAUGAACUAGGCUAACUAGACCUGAACAAGGGUUAUAUUCUGGCUUCAGAGCGUCCUCCGUCUAGAUAUACGUCAUCUUUUUGUUAGAGUAUAUACGAGUCAAUCUCAUCGGUGCUGCCUAGGCUCGUCAAAUUUUCUUCGUCAUUUUUGUUCCAUGAAUACAGUGCACAUAACACAUACAUGCAGAGAGUUUUGUCUAAGCGCCCAAAAUUAAAAAAAAAAAAAAUCAUCGGGUUUGUUAA